AAAUGGUCACACUUUGCGUUUUCGGCGCGAAAUAGUCCGCAUAUUUUUUUCAUCAAUUACAAUUUUUUCAUAAAGUGAUACAUAGACUAAGUUAAAUAAGUUAAUAACAUGAAAUGCAAAAUACCGGAGAUCUCGUGGCACAACCGCGAUCCAGUUUUGAGUGUGGACAUUCAGAUGAACGGACAAGGGCUGAGGUCGCCGACGAUUUGCCGACUCGCCUCUGGCGGAACAGAUGCACAUGUCCUGAUCUGGUAUGUAAAUCGGUGCGAUAAUGGAGAUGGCGUCGACUUGGAGCUGGCUGUGGAUCUGUCCCGACAUCAACGUGCGGUUAACACAGUUCGCUGGUCGCCCAAUGGCGAGCUGUUGGCCUCCGGCGAUGACGAGAGCGUUGUGUUUAUCUGGAAACAGAAGGCCGACCAUGAAGUCGUCAACAUUUUGGACGCCGAUGCAGGUAGUCAGCAGGAUAAGGAGUCGUGGAUGACGCUGAAAGUGCUGCGCGGUCAUAGAGAGGAUAUCUAUGAUCUGAGCUGGUCCCCGAAUUCGCAAUUCCUUGUGACAGGCUCUGUGGACAACACUGCGAUGGUGUGGGAUGUGUACAAAGGAAAAUCCCUGGCUAUUCUGGAGGAUCACAAGGGCUACGUGCAGGGCGUGGCCUGGGACCCGUGCAAUCAAUUCAUAGCCACAAUGAGCACCGAUAGACAAUUGCGUAUCUUCGAUACACACACCAAGCGAGUGCUGCAUAGGGUCUCCAAGUGCACCCUCCCAGUUAAGGAGGGCCAUGCAAUACAUGGGAAGAACAUACGGCUCUAUCAUGAUGGCUCAUUGCAGACUUUCUUCCGCCGAUUGUGCUUCACCCCAGAUGGCAAGCUGCUGAUCACUCCCGCGGGAAUCACCGACUACGAUGGCGUCUUAAAACCAGUUAACACCACCUACGGCUUUAGUCGUUACGAUUUAACGCGUCCGGCAUUUGUGCUGCCCUUUCCCCAAGAGUACGCGGUUGCUGUGCGCUGCUCUCCGGUACUGUACUGUCUGAGACCGUACAAUGUGGAUAAGAAUCCCCCAGUCAUCUCGCUGCCGUACCGCAUGAUCUAUGCCGUCGCCACCAAGAACUCUGUGUUCUUUUAUGACACCCAGCAGCCGGUUCCGUUCGCUAUCGUCUCAAAUAUUCACUACACUAGGCUCACAGACCUAACGUGGUCAAGCGACGGGACUGUACUGAUUGUUUCCAGCACGGAUGGCUUCUGUUCGCUGUUGUACUUUGAGAUCGAUGAAUUGGGCGAUCGCUAUGAGGAAAUGGAUGCAGUGCUGUGCGCUGCCUUGAAGAGUUCCGAGAAUGCUCCGCCGCCAAAGAAAAAGAAAGUGAGGGCUAGAAAGGUAUCGGCGGAUGAGAGACCCUCCACCACACGCAAACCAUUGCAGGAGAAGACCAAGCCCAAUCUCAAAAGGAAGACCUCUGAGUCAGACAUUAAGGAAGUUAGAGAGAUUGAUAUUGAUGCCGAAAAUGAUUCCUCCAUGCAUAGUGCCAGUUCGUCCAUCUCCACGAGCCCCAAGCAGAAGACGAAAGCAGAGGUAGAGGUCAAGCCAAAACCGAUCUCUUUUAGGCGUUCCCCUCGCAAAGUCACCGCAACGACCAUACCUGCACCGAUUGCAAUACGCCGUUCGCCGCGUAAGCCUGAAGAUUCGGAAGUUAGCGCCUCACAGAUCUCUGUCAAGCGCAAAAUUGGCUCAGGGACAACCGACAGUCAGACACCAACACCCAUUCCCAUACGCCGCUCACCACGAAAAACGGAGGACACCGAAGCCUUACCUAUAUCGGGGAAACGCAAGAUCAGUCCACUGAAAGAGCCUCCGACAAAGAAGCAUCUGACAACCAUCGAUGGCACUGCUGUUCUGGAUAAUAAAAUAGUAACACACUUACAAAUCCCCACACACCAAAUGCCCGAUAAGACGGAGGACUUGUUGGUUUCUGUAAAACGUAAGAGCAGCCCAAUGCCAGAGCCUCCAACAAAGAAGCAUCAGUCGGAUAUCGCAGGUAUUGCUGUUCUGGAUAAGGAGAUAAUCAGCUCUGAGGAGAAGUUCGAGUCGCCUGAGAAGAAAUGCCGUCCUGCUACCCCCAUUCAAGUUCGUCGCCAACCCCGCACUCCCGGAAGCUCCAGUAGCUUCUCCCUCACACCCAAGAGCCAACCCGCCAAAACAGCAACGCCCAUUGCAGUAAGGCGUACUCCCCGCGUACUGGUCGAAAUGCCUGUCAACUCUCCAGUGGCCCCUAUGGAAGAGGCUAUGGAUGCUUGGCCCCUCGAAGAGGAAAGCACGCCCAUGCCAACGUCGAUGAAGGAAACGUUGCCGGAGACAAAUGAGAAAGCAAAGAAUCCAGUUUCCAUCAGUGAGAGCACCUGUGAACACACGGAGGAUAUUCGUCUGGUCUAUGAGGACACCCAGGAGGAGGCGCAGACCCCUAUUAAAGCGACAGUAGCUAAACCUUCAACGCCCAACAGUAAGACGCCGAGGCGGGUCUCCUUGCGAACCAUCUCCACGCCCAAGUCGAAAAAGAAACUGCUGGAAUAGGCAGAGCAAUAGCUUAGUCAUAAAAGAAUUAUAGAAUUAAAAAGUUAUACCCAAAUUAUUAAAAACAAAAAAAUAAAACUCAAGGUACGGCAUGGAGAAAGACAUUUAUGUUAGUUAUAUGAGAAUAAAACAAAGAUUUCUUCUGGUACUGUGGAAAACGGACAUUGGAGAAAAACCACUUCAGAGAAUCUGCAGUCUAAGAGACCUGCCUCGGGGAACACUUUCUGAAGAACCCUCGUAUGUUCUUUGACAAAAUUCUGCAAAAUGUGUUUUUUAUAUCUUCCGCGUUCCUGCUUUAUGGCCUUUAAGUUUCUUACCUGACAAUAUCGAUAUUGGGCCAUAUGGA
This is a messenger RNA of Drosophila obscura, 2911 nucleotides long. It is a transcript of the gene Caf1-105, whose product is annotated as chromatin assembly factor 1 subunit B. Gene Ontology annotation, cellular component: nucleus; CAF-1 complex. The record is from RefSeq and is a predicted model, not a curated record. Gene Ontology annotation, molecular function: protein binding. Gene Ontology annotation, biological process: nucleosome assembly; DNA replication-dependent chromatin assembly. Lineage: Eukaryota; Metazoa; Arthropoda; Insecta; Diptera; Drosophilidae.